AAGUUCUAGUCUGAAAGAACAUUUCAUUACCAACGGCCGCCGCGUACGCACGUUGCACGUUUGAAAUUUCGCGCGCUAUUUAUAUCGCAUUUUUCAAGAACAAAGGGUUUAUAAUAGUACCGGUAGUGUGCGCAGUGAAGAUGAGCGGAAAUUUUCUGACUAUCCCUGGAGAUGAGCCGAUGCAAAGGCGGUCACGGAGUUCAUCUUUAACAAACCUGAUCUCGGCGUUCGACACCAAGGCACAAUCACACACGGAGGGCCAGAAAAUAUGCGCGUUCAGUGGACAGUUCGACAAAAGCAUCAAACCGACAUUCUCCAGGGAAGAAUAUGGAAAACCUAUCCCUGGAUCCAUGACAGAGAUUAGAGGCGCAGAAGCACAGGCACGAGUUUGCACAGAAAUGAAAGAGCUAUGCGAGAUCAUUAAUCAAUAUGGAAAGACCCCCUGCAAAGGCCUACUGCCCCCGGAGCUACAAAAUGCCACCAAAGUAAUUUCAUUCGGGGAGUUAUUUACGAUAUACACAGUGAUCUCUGACAAGCUCGUUGGCAUUCUUUUACGGACCCGAAAACACCACCUCACAUUCUUUGAAGGCGAAGUUUUAUUUCAGAAACGUGAUGACGAUGUACCUGUAUUCCUCUUAAUGCCAAUAGCUGAUAUCCGCCAGUACUGCGACAACAAGGCGCUACAAGCCAGAAGAUCAGUCUCACCCAUGCCUCAAUAAAUCAAUGUGAUAUAAGUAUACAAACUUUAGAACUCAUCAACACAGAAGCCUCUACUAUCUGGCCUGCGAAUUGCGAUGAUCAUAAAUGUACGAAUGUGUACAGAUUAACAACGUAUGACAGUUGCUAAAUGGUGCUGACCUGCUGACCCAGUUCCAUAUUUUCAUACAUUUGCCUUCAGUUAGUUAUUUAUAAAUAACGCCUUGUAUGUUGCACAUUGCGCAGACAUUGUUUUUCAAUCAUUUACAUACUUAAAAUAUAUACAGGGAUAAGUUUGCCGUUAUUGUAUUUAAUUAACUCUGUAACUGUGUUUCUUGUGUUUCUUUCUUACAUAUUCAUACAUAUAAUAUAUGCGAGGCUUUAAUCGCUCCCAAGAGAUGUUUCUAUACAAAAAAGGAAAGUUUUUUUUUUAUUCACUCAUUCAACUUGAAUAUACCUUGUGAAAAAUAGUUACACCGUUUAUACGUAACAGAUUUUAACUUGUAGGGGAGACUGGGGGAAUUACGGACACUGACUCAAAUUCACAACAAAUAAAAUAAAACAAUCUCAUUUCCUUUAUUACUAAACUUAAGACAUUCCUCUACCAAACCAUCAUUAAUAUUAAUUUGUCACUAAUCAACAAGUAGGUAGUUAAGUUUCAAAAUAUUUCUAAAAAUCAAAAUGCUGUGUAAAUAAGGACACUAUGGAAUAAAAUCCAAUGACCUAUUUAUCGCAGCAACAAUCACAACUAUAGUCGGCUGAUGACAAACUCCCUGUACAGUUUAACAAUAUUUAUUACUUAGUUAUGUAGUGUACUUCAGAUAAAUGUGGACGCCGAACAUUACCCAGUGAUGAUAACAAGUAACAACUAUCUGCAAAUACCCUGUAAACCCAUAUUCAAAGAAAAUAAAAAUAAAAUUUUAAAAAUUUCUUAAGCGCUUCGCGUAUUUACACGUGAUUAUUUGAUGAUUACCACUAUUACUGUUUAACGAAAAAUUAUAAGAAUUAACAACAAAAACUUCAAAUAAUCUUACCUUCACACACCUGUCUGGAUGGCAGAACAUGGCAUCAUUACAACUGUCCACUCACUAUAGAUGGCUUCUCCAAACUACUCAAUGUCAUAAUUACCCCACUUUCCCCUAACACCAAUACCAUUAUGAAGAAAGAUUAGAUACAUUUAUAUAUGUUUUGUAAUACUACGUCGGUGGCAAACAAACAUACGCCCCGCUUGAUUGUAAGCAGUCUCUAUAGCCUUAUGGACGCCUACAACUGCAAGGUUGUUACACGCGCGAUAUAAUAAAAAGCGUUAUAAAUAAUUUUAAUAUAUAUAUGAAAGACGAUAUACUCGUAUGUAAAAUAAAAGAUACACGCUAAGUUUCUGUGUUGAUUGGUGUCCCUUAAAAAAAUAUGCUUUUAUGUUACCAAACAACUACAGGCGAUAUAAUAUAAAAAUAGAUCUUUUGGCACAGCGUCUGAUCAUAUUUCAAUUAGGGAGCAAAUAAUAUUCACUCACGUUACUUGAGAAGCUCCAAACAUUUUCACACAAGAGGCUUAGAAACUUUCAAUGCCUCUGAAAGAGAUUUAAAUCGUAAUUUAAAAAUACGAACAUCAUUAAAUUUCGAAUUUUCAAGUGCGUAUUUAUAGCGCGCCUAAUGGCGCCUAAUUAUGUCCAAGUAGUAAUGAAAAAAGAAAACUUUUAAAUAAUCUAAAAUACUCAAAAGCGUGUUUACAUUGUUUGUGUCGACUCAUUAGUCAUCAGCCUUGUUUUUAAAUUGUUAUGUCACGCGAGCGUCUACAGGGGAAAUCGCCAACUGGCAUUCUCCGACAAUCUAAAAAGAAAAUUAGCACUGUCCAAUAAGUAGCUAAAAUGAGAUAAUGUUACCAAGUGCACAGUAAGGUCAUUACGCCAAUACGAGUUCUGAGUAAUAAGUUAUAAUACGUAGAAUAUUGUUUCACGUGUCUUUGACACGUGGAUUAUUUUGAAUUCCUUUGAAUAUUAUUUGUAUCCCAUAAUUGGUUGUCAAACUAAAUUCCAAGCCUCGCCAGAGAAACUAACAAAAUGACAUAAAAUUCGUAUUGUUAGAAUGAAAGAAUGAUUGUAUUUUGUGUAUAAUGUUAUUGAUGUACAUAAUUGUGUUGUUAUACAUAUUUGUGUUUACCAAAUACUAGUGAAAAUUUAAGCAUAAUUCGUGGAAGGUAAGGGUUUGAGUUUACUCGUGAAUGUAUUUAAACAAGGUGUAAUUUACAACGUAAAAAAGAUAUUUGUAAAGAAGGGACCCGUAAUCUUAUUAUCCUUUCAGCUUUAAAAACAGACGUAUUUUGAGUAAUAUCUAAAAUCUGUUUCUAAAAUUGUUAAAAACGUAAAACGCAUAAUAUAUUUUUAUAUGACUUGUAAUUAUAUUUGAAAUUUAAUAAAUUGUAUAUAUAUAUUUAGUUGCAAGUAUUAUUAUUUGUCUAAGUAAUAUUUUCAGUAUCCAAUAUUUAUAUAUUUUCACUUUAUUCGCUAUGGAGUCGCAUGACGAUAAUAUGAUGGAGUCAUGCAGUAAUACAUAUUUCUAUUUUAUAAUCGGUAGGUAUCUAUUUUUUUACUAACUUCGUCUAGUCUUUUCUAGUCCAUUAAAUUUAAAUUUUUAGCACACCUAUUAACCAUUAUUUUUUGUAUAAAAUUUCAUAAAACUGAAUUAAUGUUAUAUAAUUGUGUCUGUCAUCAUUGUCAUCAACAAAGUUAAUUUAUAUGUAAACACCCCUAUAAUUGAACAGGCACCAGUAAUUGCCAUCAGUUUUUAAUCGCUGGCAACAUUUUACCAUCAACAAGAGCCAAAGAGCUGCUUAAGUUUAAUUUUUCAUUGAUAUAUGUUAGUUUGAAAAUUAAUGACGCCAUACAUCCCUUGACUGGAGCAAAAAACCAUAGUUUUAUUUGGUUAAUAAUAUUGAAACCAAUUGCAGUAGCUUUCAUUAAAUACAUAGAAAAUAUAAAGGAUGAAUUGGACAUUCAACUUUUAAAGCAUAAUAAAGCGGUAGAAAUUUUACAGAUGUCGGUGAAAUAGCAAAAAUACUCCAAAUUUUAUCUUAAAUGUCCCAAUGAUUGGUGCCGUUAACAUAGGAAUCGUAGAGUAUAAAAAAACCAUGCCAAUGGAGGUAAACGGCCAAUAAUUUCUUAUUAACUUGCGUAGCUGUACCACCCUAACUAAAUAGAUUAAUUUAAAGUUUUACACGAAUAUAAACUUUUAUCUAUGCCUGUAUGAAUUUAUCUGGAUAAUAUAGAAGGGAACAAUAGGUAAGUCCUGGUCAUUCCCAUUGAUUAAUUGCUUUACGAUUGUCACUUUGGCUAGAUACACCCCCUGAUUAGGCAUGAUAAGCUUAUACUCGUGUAGAUUUUGACGUAGCCAGCCAUGAAUUUUAAUAAGGAGAUAUCACUACAAGCAUUUGUUGUUUUUUGGUGUCUCAAUCUUGCCUACAUUCUUCGACCACCAAUUUAGAAUAGCUGCUAAGGAUCCAGCUGUCAAAUUGUUAUGGUUUUACUGUACUUGAGGUAAACAACGUUGUUGCUUUCAGGUGAUUAUUUAUGUACUAAUUAUAAACUUCAUAAUCCACUCUGUGAAGUGAAAUUAAGUUAUACUCGUAAAGUUUGAAGCAUAUUUUGUAUGGAAAUUAUUUUUAAGUGUUUAAAUAAAUAUACAGUUACAAAUA
Messenger RNA from Cydia pomonella (codling moth), 4386 nucleotides. Its product is annotated as actin-binding Rho-activating protein-like. Gene Ontology annotation, biological process: positive regulation of Rho protein signal transduction. Gene Ontology annotation, molecular function: actin binding. Bases 141 to 719 code for a protein of 192 amino acids. NCBI's taxonomy places the organism in Eukaryota, Metazoa, Arthropoda, Insecta, Lepidoptera, Tortricidae. The transcript has 5 exons. The record is from RefSeq and is a predicted model, not a curated record.